CGAAGAUAUUCUUAACAUAAGAAUUAUCAUGGUAUAAAUCAUGGCAUUUAAUUAUUUUGAUAGAUUCCACAAGAUGUAGAGUGCAACUGCUGAAAGAAGAUGAUGGUUUUUCCAUUGUACAGGUGAUUCUGAAGUUGCUGUUACAAUUUCCCAUGAUGUGCUGUAGUUUUUAAGGGAAGAAAAAUGUCACCUCCAUACAGGGCAUAAGGACACAAACCAAGAGGAAUAGAAACCUUGCCGUUAUUACAAGACACAAGAAAUCAGUUUGACUUCACUGUGAGUACAAGGACCUUGCUAUACAAAGAAAAGAAAGAAUUCAGCACCAAGUAUCAAGAGAGAUCUCCCUGACUGAGGAAAUCAACACUGUUAUAAAACAUCAGGAUAAAGAAAUAGAUGUCUGCUGUCAAUAAUGUAUAGAAUAGUGUACCAGAAAUAUGUCACCGUGUCUGGUGUUAGGGAUUGUCGUCACAUUUCACGUGUUACAUCAGACCGGGUCUGGAUCAGUGAUGAUAAAGGCAAUCUUAUACUGACAAACACUAAAGGAGAAGAACUAGAUUGUGUGACAGAUUUAGGUAGUGAUUAUGGAGGACACACUGUGGAUUCUAAUGGUGAUUUAAUUUAUAUAGACAGUCGUUAUAACAUCAAUAAACUGUCUACAGAGAACAAAGUAAAGACUACGAUAAUAAAGUACAACACGUCACCAUGGAGACUACGGUGUGUCUACAGCUCCCCCUCCACUGGACACCUGCUGGUCGGGAUGUAUAAUACUGAUACAGGGACAAAGACAGGCAAGGUAGUGAGGUAUAACUCCACAGGAGAAAACAUCCAGACCAUACAGCACAACAACAACACAGGUCAGGUACUGUAUAGAAAACCUUACUACAUCACAGAGAACCGCAAUGGAGAUGUUAUUGUGUCUGACUAUCUCCGUCUUGCUGUAGUGGUGACAGAUCGUGACGGUAAUUACCGGUUCUCCUACACAGGUCCUCCAUCAGGAUCACUACUAUAUCCACGUGGAAUCUGUACUGACGCGCUGUCACACAUCCUGCUGUGUGAUGAUUACACCCUGUCAGUACAGAUGUUAGAUAGUGAGGGUCACUAUCUGACAGAGAUAAACACACGACAACACGGGAUAGACACACCAUACGGCCUGAGUUAUGAUGAGGACACACACCUACUGUGGGUAGGGGAUUACAGACACAACACAGUCAACCUAUACAGAGUGGUAGAUACAGACUCUCUGACUGGAGUCCCUCUGGAGAAGAUCAAAUGUAGAAAACAUCCCAGAAUUCCCCUGGACCAGUUCUGUACCCCGUGUGGUGUUCCCUUGUGUGUGGAGUGUACCAGCUCUGAGGAUCACAGCAGACAUGACCUUAGAAAGAUAAAGACAUUGUUUGACAGAAUUCACAGGAUAAAGGAUGGAGAUACACUAUUGAUGUGCCUUCUUAUUUCCAAUUCCUACAAAAUAAACAUGAAAGAAGGAAACUGGAUGACUAAAUAUAAUGCUGUUGCCAACAUUUUUCAUUCCAAGGAAGUCACAAAGCCAUUUGCCCCUACAGAUUUAGAAAAAUACAAACCAAUUCUGAAACUCAAUGAAUCAGAGAUCAGUUUUUCCAAUGAUUGCUUCAAAGAUAUCAGUUUCCUAAAAUUAUUAAAGAGUCCUAAAAUAAUCAGAGAAGACAAGUAUAAUGUUUAUACAAUAAACUUUACUGAUAUUUUCUUGACUUGGGCAGAAAAAGAAAACAUUGCUGAGUUCUGUAGAUCCUGGAAUUAUCAGAGAGGAGAGGAUGAAGUUUGCUGUUGGUUAAUGCCGGAUAAAAAUGAGGAGCUUUUAGAAAAACUUGGACAAGAUAUUUUCAUGCACUCAACAAUGGUGGACCAGUCAUUCCAUGAAGCUGUAUUUAGAAAAUUCGGCAUACCUAUUCAGAUAAUAAUGAGGGGAGACAAAUCUGUAAAAAAUUUCAUAGAAAAUCUGAAGAAAGGAAAGACCAUGAUGUACCACGCAUCUGGGAUGAUAAUCGGAUGUGCAGGAAGUGGGAAAACAACUUUACUACAAAGACUACAAGGCAUCAAUCUGAAAGAAAUAAAGAAAAAUACUAGCUCAACCAGAGGAGUUGACAUUCACACAGAUGUCUUUGAAGUAACAGAUAGCAUCCAUGUUAAUUUUUCGAGUCAACAAAACCACUUCAAACUCAAACUUGAUAAAACAGAUAUGAAGCAGAGUGUUCCUGCAUACCAUUCAGAAAAUACAGCUGAUGAUGGGGAAAAGAUGGAACCAGUUGAUGAAGAGGCCAAUACAACUGAAGCAUCAAACACUGGACAGAUAUCACAUGAUGAUAUUGACAUCAAAACCACCCCAUCUCAUGAACCACAGGGGACCACAUCACCAGGAAAUGUAGCAGAUGUUGUGAAGGAAAGCAAAGAUAUUCCUCAUAGUUCAGAAAUUUCUGGAAAUUUGCAAAUUAGUGCAGAAGACAUGUCAGAUGAUCCUGAGAAAAAAAUUACCAUGACUGACUUUGCAGGGCAGUGUUCAUAUUAUGCCUCACACCAGAUUUUUCUGAGUCCCCGGGCCUUCUUCAUUCUGGUGCUGAAUAUGGAGAAGAAGUUUGGUGAUAAGGUUGGAGAAGAAGUGUGCUGUCAGGAAGGUUCCAUUUACGGGGAAUGGACAAACAGAGAUUAUCUUGAAUUCUGGAUGAAGUCAGUUCAUCAAUACAGCAGUGAUAAAGCCCCAGUUAUCCUGGUUGGUACUCACAGUGAGGAGAAAACUGAAAAGGAGAAAACACUAUUUUUUCGUGAAGUAUGGAAAACUUUAGAAAUGAAGAAAUCUCUACAGAAACAUCUCAGUAGUAUGCGACAAUUUGCGAUUGGAUUCAAUAACAACGAAGGCAUCGAUAGUAUCAAGAAAUCGAUCCUUGAUGUUGUGGGUAAACUUGAUCACUGGGGUGAAGAGCUUCCACGCUCAUGGGCUAUGUUUGAAACAUUCUUUCACGAGAAGAAAAAACUCAAGAUUUUAAAGAUAGAUGCACUCAUUGCUUUCAAUGAAGCACUUCCAGAGGGAAUAAAGCUCCAGACAACAGAUGACAUCAAUGUUAUGCUACAGUUCUUCCAUGACAUCAGAGAAAUUUUAUACUUUGCUCAAGUAUUGCUCAGAGAAAUAGUUAUUCUUGACGUUCAGUGGUUUGCAGAUGCAUUCAAAAAUGUCAUAACAGAUAAAAACCAUGCAGAGGAAGAUUUACUUGAGUUUACUGCAGAGUGGGACAAAUUCAACGAAACAGGGGAGUUACCUGACACGCUGCUGUCUGCUAUAUGGGAAAUGAACAACAAUGGUUACAUUGAACAUAAACACGACAUCAUGCUGUACAUGGAAAAAUUAGGACUGUUAGCUAAAAUGAGUGACAAUAAGUGGUAUGUUCCCUGUAUGAACAAAAUACCAUUUCCUUUGAAAUACUCAUCAUCCCAUGCCUCCUCCAUCCUCUGCUACAUGUUUGAUGUUCUUCCUGCUGGAAUUUUCCAUCGCCUUGUAGCUACAUGCAUGCAGAUUCCCUGGAAGAUCCUUACAGAGAGAAAAAGACCAUGCAUUUACCAGACCGCAGCUAUUUUCACAGUUCAGGGUCACAACGUUCUUCUUGGAAUGACUCCAAAUGAAAUUCAGCUGCAAGUGUUUGUUAUUGAAGGAGAAGUUGAGCUAUCAACAUGCCAUGAAGUGAAGAAAAAGAUUGACAGUUUACUAAGUAUUCUAUCCACAACAUUCCAAACAGACUUUAAGUUCAUGUUUGGAUUCAAAUGCAAAGCUGUGGGAUUUUGCGACAACCAAGAAAGCUCUGUAAUUGAUGAAGCAGAAUUUAGUCAACCAUCUUUUCUGUGUCCUUCCUGUCCAAUAGAAAGCAAGCAUAUCAUCAAAGCAAACGAUAUCACAAUGUUUUGGAUAGAGCCGAAAACAAAGGCUUCAGUCUCUACAGUGGCUUCUGGAAAAGAUCUCGGAGGCCGAUCUAGAUUUGCCAAACUCAGAAUGGCAUCAAACGAUGUGUUAAAUCAGGCAUAUAGAGAUAUACUAGAGAUGUAGG
This is a messenger RNA of Saccostrea cuccullata (small rock oyster), 4064 nucleotides long. RefSeq lists its product as uncharacterized. The coding region runs from base 410 to 4063 and encodes 1217 amino acids. Gene Ontology annotation, molecular function: ubiquitin protein ligase activity; zinc ion binding; translation repressor activity. Lineage: Eukaryota; Metazoa; Mollusca; Bivalvia; Ostreida; Ostreidae. The record is from RefSeq and is a predicted model, not a curated record. The transcript is spliced from 12 exons. Gene Ontology annotation, biological process: protein polyubiquitination; proteasome-mediated ubiquitin-dependent protein catabolic process; negative regulation of translation.